Molecule: messenger RNA, 2718 nt
Organism: Syngnathoides biaculeatus (alligator pipefish)
Lineage: Eukaryota; Metazoa; Chordata; Actinopteri; Syngnathiformes; Syngnathidae
Gene: mbnl3
Product: muscleblind-like splicing regulator 3
Exons: 11
Coding region: 1028-2248 (406 amino acids)
Molecular function (GO): metal ion binding
Source: RefSeq, a predicted model, not a curated record
UGCAAUAUUAUUCGGCCCCUUUACUGAAUGAUCCGAUGUUGAGUGAUGAUGAUAAAUGCAACACACCUGUGUGCAAUCAAGUCUCCGUACAAAUGCACCUGUUCUGUGACAGUCUCAGGAUUCUGUUUAAAGUCCAGAGAGCAUCAUGAAGACCAAGGAACACACCGAGCAGGUCUGAGAUACUGUUCUGGAGAGGUUUAAAGCCAGAUUUGCUUUAAGCAUCUCAAGGAGCACAGUGCAAGAAAUCAUAUUGAAACGGAACGAGUAUCAGACCACUGGAAAUCUACCGAGACCCGGCCGUCCCUGUAAACUUUCACCUCGAACAAGGAGAAGAGUGAUCAGAGAUGCAACCGAGAGGGCCGUGAUCACUCUGGAUGAACUGCGGAGAUCUACAGCUGAGCUCCUCCCUCAGCACAAUCCCCUCCCACGUGUUAUUUUCCGGAUCUGUUCGCUUCCUUUGCCAUCAUUCAUUGCUGCCCACGAAAAAAAAUGACAGUAAAUAUAUUUCCGUCGUCAUACGGAUUGUAAAAUUGCGGCUUCCUUGACCCCCCCCCCUCCACCCUUCUUUUUUUUUAUUUGUUUAUGCACGAUCGUGUCCACUCACUGCUGUGAAAGAGAUUAAAUCUGGAUGGAAUACUGAUUACUUCUUCUUCAAGUCACGCUCGUUUGUGGAUUUAACUGGAACAAGAACAGCGGUAACAAGGGGCACUCUAGCGGAAAAGCCAAGCAGAUGACGAUGUUGGGGGAAAAGGAUGGAAAAGAGGCUAAAGUAAGAGGAGGAAGUGGAACUCGGAAGUGAGGAGGAGUCAUCAUCUGAUGGACGCUGACCUGCUAAGUCACUACUUCUCGGGAUAAGCGUGCGCUGCAGUGACUGCCUCUGCCUCCAGCAUGUUGACGUGAAUGGUACAACGACACAGGGUGGGCCUGGCACUGGUACCCCCCCCUCCCCUCCAAGUCCCCUCCUCCUGCUUUUCCUCCACUCCCCACCAUGCCACACUGAUGUCCUCACUGUAGUUUAUUUUUCCCCAUGGACAUUCAACCCUGCUAUCUCACCCCAGUUAAACUUCAGCUGCUACUUUUCCCGGGAAGAGUAAAUAAAGCACAGCAAGCGAAAAGGAGCGAUUCGGAAAUCUUCCGCUGGAGGUAUCCCACACGUGCAUCACCAUUAGUCACCCUGACGACAGUUUUCCAGCCGUUGCUGUUCUUGCUCCAGUGCUUCUACGCAGUCAUGGCGGUCAGCAUGAGCGUGGGGAGAGACACCAAAUGGCUGACCCUGGAAGUGUGCCGCGAGUUCCAAAGAGGUACCUGCUCGCGCUCGGACGCCGACUGCAAGUUUGCGCACCCCUCGCGCAGCUGCCAUGUGGACAACGGCAGAGUCAUCGCCUGCUUCGACUCCCUGAAGGGCCGUUGUGCGCGGGAGAACUGCAAAUACCUGCACCCCCCUCCGCACCUAAAAACCCAGCUGGAGAUUAACGGCAGGAACAACCUGAUCCAGCAGAAGGCCGCCGCCGCCAUGUUGGCUCAACAGAUGCAGUUCAUGCUGCCCGGAGCGCAGCUGCAGCCCAUCACAACAUUCCCUGUGACGCCCUCCCUUGCAACCAGUCCCAGCAUGCCGUUCAGUCCCUACCUGAGCCACAUGGGCCCGGGCAUGGGCUUGAUGCCUGACCUGCUCCCCAGUACUCCACUGCUGGUCUCCGGAAGUCCCACCGCCCUGGCAGCCACCGGCAACGGGACGACCACGUCAAAGCACGCACGCACAGACAAGCUGGAGGUUUGUCGGGAAUUCCAGCGUGGAAAUUGCACCCGCGGGGAGAGCGACUGUCGCUACGCUCACCCCCUGGAGGCCGGCAUGGUGGACUGCAACGAGAACUCGGUGAUCGUUUGCAUGGACUACGUGAAGGGACGCUGCGGCCGGGACAAGUGCAAGUACUUCCACCCUCCUACUCACCUGCAGGCCAGGAUCAAAGCUGGACACAACACAGCUUCUGCAGCCUUGGGUCAUUCCGCGGGAGGCGUGCAGUUGCUGCCAAAGAGGCAGAUGUUUGAGAAGAGCAACGGCAGCGCCGUCUUCAACCCCAACAUGUUCCACUACCAGCAGGCCCUGGCCAGCAUGCAGCUACAACAGCCUGCCUUCAUCUCCGCUGUUCCCAUGAUGCACGGCGCGCCCGCAUCCUCCUCCACUGUUUCUUCGGCCUCCGGUGCUGUCGCCAAUGUUCCUUUUGCGGAAUCCGCCGCCUCCGAUCAGUAGACCCUUCAGAGCUUUUGACUUCCGAUCCGGUGGAGCUCCCGUGUCUCCCCACGGACAUGGAGACCCACCUGUGUCCCGUGCCCAAACUGCUGAUGGUGGCUCCAGUGGCCCUCGAUUCAGUAAGCCUUUCUCCAAACGCCACUUAAGAUCCCUAAAAAAAAAAUAAAAAUAAAAAAAAAAAUGGAUAGACGAAAGACAAACGUGUGCCUCGCCAAUUGCGCGCCCACUUUGAAGGCUGUGCUUGAGAGACGCCAACUUCUUUCUCAGCCAUACCGUACAUACCGAUACCUUAAAAGUGCAGAAGACGUGCAGGCUGAGCCAAUGAGGACUAGAGCGGUUUGACUACCCAUUUUUUGUCCUUUGUUUGGAGAGUGAUUGAAAGUUUUAUGGCUGCCAUCCAAAUGUAUUUUUUUUUACAGAACGUUUUGUUUUCGUCACAUUUUCCCAAAUAUAAGAAUUUUGGACUUGGA